This is a messenger RNA of Striga asiatica, 1317 nucleotides long. The record is from the annotation of a GenBank genome assembly. Lineage: Eukaryota; Viridiplantae; Streptophyta; Magnoliopsida; Lamiales; Orobanchaceae.
AUGUCUAGCUUUUACUCCUCGUCCUCCACCCUUAUUCUCCUCCUCUUCCUCUUCUCCAUUCUCUCAUUUUCCUCUCAAGCCUUCGACGAAAACCGCGCUGGCCGACGAGGCCUCGUCACCGUCGACCUCAUCCGCCGCGGCUACCCCGGCUCCCCCACUUACGACCCUUCCGUAUCCCGUUUCGACCUCCUCCGCUCCUCUUUCCGCCGCUCGGCCGCCCGCAAAUCCUUCCUCAACCACCGCAAAACCUCCGAUGCCGUCACCGCCCCGAUGUCCCCCGACAGCUCUGAGUACCUGAUGGAGGUCAGCCUCGGCACCCCUCCCGUCAAAGUCCACGCCGUCGCCGACACUGGCAGUGACCUCAUAUGGGUCCAGUGCCAGCCGUGCACGAAUUGCUACUCCCAAAACGACCCGUUCUUCGACUCCACCCAAUCCUCCACCUACCAAACCCAAUCGUGCGACUCCACGCCGUGCUCCUUCCUCGACACCCUCGGUUCCUGCGACGACGACAACUCGUGCAAGUACAAAUACUCGUACGGAGACGGAUCGAACACGACCGGCGACCUCGCGUCCGAGACCCUCACCGUCGGCUCUGCCCCCUUCGCGAACGUCACGAUCGGCUGCGGCCACGACAACGAAGGCCUGUUCAGCGCGAGCGGGUCGGGGAUCGUCGGCCUCGGCGGCGGGAAUCUCUCCAUCGUCUCACAGCUCGGUCUCGACGAAUUCUCGUACUGCCUGACCUCCGUCGGGUCAGACAGCACGAGCACGAUUAGCUUCGGGAGCGGGUCGGGGCCCGUCGGGUCAGGCGUGGUCUCGACACCGCUCUCGAUUGAUGAGACAUUCUACUACCUAACCCUAGACAGUGUGACCGUCGACGGCGGGUCGACCCAGAUCGAGUACGGGUCGGAGGACGGGAGCAACAAAAUUGUAAUAGACUCGGGGACGACGUUGACGUAUUUGCCCUCGGAUAUUUACAACAGUUUGGAGGCGGAUCUUGUGAAUGCGGUGCGCGGUCAUAAGGUUGACCCGCGGGAUGACACGUUCAGGGUGUGCUACCAGAAAGAGGGGUUGCAGGCGCCGACGGUGGUGGUGCAUUUUAGCGGAGGGGCUGACGUGGAGCUGGAGCAGGAUAACACGUUUACUGAAGUGGAUGAUGGGAUUCUAUGCCUGACGAUGGUGCCGGCGGAUGACGAUAACUACAUUUUCGGGAACUUGAACCAGAUGAAUUACUGGGUCGGGUACGAUAUUGCUGGGGGGAAGGUCAGUUUUCAAAAGAGCGAUUGUGCGGCGGAAAGCGCUGCGCAUUUGAUUGGUUAA